CCACUUCUCACUCAUUCGCCCACUCACUCGCCCACUCACUCACACACACACGCACACACACACUCACACAUGCGCGCACACACACACACACACAUUUUCUCUCCCUCCGACUGCGACUUGCUUGCUAUCUCACACACCUCCGCGAAGGCUGCAAUGGGCUGUGUCUGAAUAAAUAAAAUGUCCCGAUGCGUCGCGUCUUCUUCGUUCUCUCCCGUUCCAUCCAACUCACAUCUGCUCUCUUCUUUCAUCACACUCGCCGCUGUCCUAUCCCUUCUCCCAAGCCAAAAAAAGAACUCUGUCCCCAUCUUGGGCAGCAUUCACCCCCUUAUAUACCCGACUUGACUCAUCUUGACAAGGCCACGACUUGUAUUAACCCGCGCGCGCGCCUACCACACCACACCACACCACCCACAUCGAAUUUUGAAAAUUAAAUUUCAUCUUUACAAAGACCGAACAGGACACUGCGCAUACAAUACGAUAGACACCUUCAUUUUUGUGCCUGUACAAGGCGAAAAGGCAUCUGCGCCUCGAACUGCUUCACCGAAUCGACUUACACUUUGAUCGGCAACCCUCGCGCGCCCAGGCGCCAACAGCCAGCUAUCAUGUCUUCGGCCAACAGAAAGGAGCAGCGCGUCUCCUUCCAGACCAUCCCAGCCUCCAAGAGCCACCGUCACCAGACGAGCGACUCGAGCGUGGGAUCCGACUUCAGCUCGAGCCCCACGCCCCAGGAGUACUUCGACCUCGAGAGGAACCACAUCAAGCUGAAGGAGGAAUUCCUGGCAACGAGGAACAAGCUCAAAGAAGCCGAAGCCCAGCUCCAGGAGGCUAAUGCCCGGUUAAGCGCCAUGGAGAAUACCGUCGAGGUCUUGGAGAACGACAACAAGGCCCUGGAUCGCGAGAAGCGCAACCUGCGCACAGAGGUCGAGGCCCUUCGCGAUGACAUCCGCAAGUCUCGCUCAAGCCCACCCCGGGAAUCGACUAAGAUGAUGUCGGGUGCCCUCCCACCCCACCCGUCUUCUCCCAAGGAGCACAAAGAGCACAAGGAGCACAAGAGCUCGCGCCGCAGCGAAUCCAAGCACCACCGCAGCGAGUCUAAGCACCGCCGCAGCGAGAGCAAACCUCGGAAGAAUACCGAAGAGAAGGAGCUCGAGAAGCGCGUCAAGCAGGACAAGGAGCGUCUCCGGGGCCGUUUCGACCACAAGGACGACAAGAGCGUCGCCUCCAGCACCAGUUCGGGCCGCAGCAAACAGAGCGGCGGCUACAUGGAGCCCUUGGGUCCUGCUGCCUCCCGACCCGUUCCCGCCGUGGAGCAGGCGGGCCGUCCCCGUCACUCACACCACAACUCCAUCAGGCCAGCCGUCUACACGACAACCACCAUUGCCGAGCCCGCUUACGGCGCCUUGCCACACAGCUCAGCAUACCAGGACUACGACGCCGAUUACUAUCCUGAUGCUACUUCACAAUACGUUCAAGAGGACGGCGGUUAUCACUUUCACCCUCUGCCGGUCGACCCACCACGCGGGAGAUCGCACCGGUAAAAAGCCGACAAGCAAGAAAGGGAGAAAAAAGAAACCAAAAAAAGACCUGUGUGACGCAUCACCAC
This is a messenger RNA of Colletotrichum destructivum, 1603 nucleotides long. RefSeq lists its product as uncharacterized. The transcript has a single exon. The record is from RefSeq and is a predicted model, not a curated record. Lineage: Eukaryota; Fungi; Ascomycota; Sordariomycetes; Glomerellales; Glomerellaceae. The coding region runs from base 603 to 1538 and encodes 311 amino acids.